UAAGCACCACUUCUUUCCAUCUUAAAACCUUGCUCUUGCAUCUUCUUACACUACAACCCCACACAUAUACUCAACAGAUCCACCAUCUAAAACAAAAAUGUCACCAAGAUUUCGAAAACUGUUAACUCAACCCAAGUUCUGGAGAAGUGUGGGAUUUGUGUCGAGUGUUAUUGGGAUGCUGUGUUAUGCGUGGGCCCUGGUUUUAGACCACUUUGGAGAAAAGUAUCACAUUUUGAAGAUCUCUCUUUACGGCGUGGUGAGUUUCACAGUCAUCUGUGUUAUGCUAUUUCCAAAGGUAUUGCGGUUUACAAAGAGUUUCUUGUUGAAAGCUCUAGUGGGACUUUUGGCUUUGAUGCUAACUUCUCUGUACAAUUUUUUCAGUGAUAAAGACUCAAAUACAAAAAUAUGUGUGCUUAGCUUAAUUUCUAAUGCGUCAUUUGCUUUAAUGUUAUUGAGCUUGUCAAAGCAAAAUGACCUUGGGUUUGAACCGGAACUGCUUAAUUUUUAUCUUGGGUGUCUUACAAUACAACUAAUGAAGGUAAACUUGUGGUUCAUUUUGGUUGGAGCAACUUAUUGUUAUUUUCUCAACGUUCUUCACUCGCAUUCAGACUUCAAGCUAGAGAUUGGAAGAGACAGUGGCCACGAAGAGCACGUGGCAAUUGAAAUUGACACUGCCAUGGGAGAAGAAAGAGAAGCCAACACUGAUCACAUAGAACAACUCUAUUUCUUUCUGGGAAUUGAUAUUAAAAAUGAUGAUGAGGACACAGUUUUGUACCCUCAUGAUCUAGAAAUCAAACUUGUGGAGGCAAUGGUUUCAGGGUUUGAGCAAGAGCACUGUUACCAUGUUUUCUGUGGUUGGCGAAGACAAUUCUUGGAGGAAAAGUUGUUACAGAACCUCAUAAGCAUCGAAGACGUUCACAAGAUGCCACUGAAAUAUCUUAAAGACAAAAUUGAACGAUGGGUCCAAGCUUCCAAAGAUGCUUUCAGGUCACUAUUCCCGAAUGAACGGGAUCUCAGUAAUCGUGUUUUCGGGUUCUCUCCUUUUGCAGAUCGUUCUUUCAUGGUGAUUUGCAAUGACCCCACAAUUUAUCUGCUGAAUUUCGCCAAUGCUGUGGCUAGUACAAGCCGAUCACCAGAGCGUUUGUUCAGAAUACUAGUAGUCUAUGAGAAUCUCAAUGAACUUUUGCCUGAUUUGGAGUCAUUGUUCUCAGGUGAUGAUGAGUGGUGUGUGGUUCUUUUGAAUGAGGCAAAAAGAAUCUAUAAAGGGUUGAGAGAAGCUAUUAGAGGGGUUUUUAUGGAGAUGGAAAAUCUAAUUCGUCAGGACCCAGCAAAGGUAGUUGUUUUAGGUGGUGGGCUUCAUCCAACAAACCGCUAUGUUAUGAACUACCUCUUUGGCGCUUGUCAAUGUUGGAAGACCCUUGAGCUUGCUUUUGAGGAUGAAGGGUCACCUUCUUCUUCAUUGUCUAUUCAGGUGGCUCAGAUUUUGGACUUGUUGGAGAGAAACUUGAAAGCCAACUCCAAAAUUUACAAGGACUCUUCCUUGUGCUCAAUUUUCAUGAUGAACAAUUGGAGGUACAUAGUUCACAAGGUGGAAAAAUGUGAACUAAGAAGAGUGUUCGGAGAAGACUGGAUUCAAAACCACGUAGUGAAAAUGGGUCAACACCUUGUGAACUACCAAAGAAAUUCGUGGAAUCAGGUACUUGGCAUAUUGAAUGUAGAACCUGAUGAAUCUGCAGAAUCGUGGAAAGAAAAGCUCAAUAUGUUGAAGUUGAUAUUAGAGGAGAUAAGUCAAAUGCAGGGAACGUGGGUUGUUAUUGAUGACCAGAUAAGAGAAGUGAUAAGAAGAUGUUUGAAGAAAACUUUGUUGCCAGCGUUUGAAAAUUUCAUUGAAAGAGUCCAAAACGCUGGGGAUUAUCGAGGAGGUGUCGGCAUGAAUGAGGAUUUUGGGGUCCAUGAUGUUGUGGCUCUUGUAGAAAAGCUGUUCCAGGGAAAAGACGAGCACCGAAAACCCAGAGUUAUUCAGCCAACAUGGACGGUGGUCAUGCCCAAUACACAAGAUUUUCAUGAAUGGGUGAAGUACGCUCAGAAGACAAUCCUUAGUUCUACUUACCCAAGAAAAUACUACAAGUGCAUCUACAAGAAUGAUCAAGGUUGUCGAGCAAGAAAACACGUUCAACAAACACAAGACAAUCCAAAGAUGUACACGACUAGCUACUCUGGUUUUCAUACAUGCAAUGUGCGUCCAUAAAUGCCCCAUAAUCUCGCGAAACAUUUACUGUUUAUUGCUUUAUACAAACUCACUUGUGCUAUAUGUAUGUAUAUAUUUUGGGAAGAACUAGCAAGUUACAAAGUAUUUUAAUAAAUCUUAAAUUAUAAUUUGCU
Messenger RNA from Abrus precatorius (Indian licorice), 2382 nucleotides. RefSeq names its product exocyst complex component EXO70B1-like. Gene Ontology annotation, molecular function: DNA-binding transcription factor activity; sequence-specific DNA binding; phosphatidylinositol-4,5-bisphosphate binding. Gene Ontology annotation, biological process: regulation of DNA-templated transcription; exocytosis. The coding region runs from base 98 to 2248 and encodes 716 amino acids. Lineage: Eukaryota; Viridiplantae; Streptophyta; Magnoliopsida; Fabales; Fabaceae. Gene Ontology annotation, cellular component: exocyst. The transcript is spliced from 3 exons. The record is from RefSeq and is a predicted model, not a curated record.